UCUCACCCUUCCACCACCCAAUGUCGACACCGAUAUAGACAGCAUUGACUUGUGCCGCCCGCUCGACACCUCUCCCACGCUCGCCCGCCCGUAUACCUUGUGCCUCUCGAGAACUCCUCCUUCCAAUCCGACCGCACCUCACUCUACACACUUCAAAUUAGCACCGAAGCUUAAGCGGCCUGCUCUUCGGCCUCGCUCAGCAGCUCUUCCCUCGCAGUCCUACCAAUUCCUCACAAUAACACGCCAAGAUGUCGGCCGAAGACGCUUCGCCCGCCGUUGACUCGGGCAUUGGCAACCUUGCCGAUAAGAUGGGGGGACUUAGCACCGACGAGCGCCCCCGAACCGAGGAAGAAUACGCCCAGAGCCAAUUGACCUUGCGCGCAAUCGUGACUUCCAAGGAGGCAGGCGUGAUUAUCGGCAAGGCUGGCCAAAAUGUUGCGGACCUCAGAGACAAGACUGGCGUACGCGCCGGAGUGAGCAAGGUCGUGCCUGGCGUGCACGAUCGCGUUCUGACUGUCACCGGAGCUCUGACAGGCAUAUCUGACGCGUAUGGACUGGUUGCAGACAGCUUGGUCAAAGGAGUGCCGCAGAUGGGCAUGGGAGGCGUGGUCGGCAACCCGAACACACAUCCUAUCCGAUUGCUUAUCUCGCACAACCAGAUGGGUACCAUAAUCGGUCGUCAAGGGCUCAAGAUAAAACAGAUACAGGAUGCUUCGGGGGUCAGAAUGGUUGCACAGAAGGAGAUGCUGCCUCAAUCAACCGAACGCAUAGUGGAAGUCCAGGGAACCCCCGAAGGAGUCCAAAAGGCUGUCUGGGAGAUUGGCAAAUGCCUCAUCGACGAUGAACAGCGUGGUUACGGAACCGUUCUCUACAGUCCUGCUGUUCGUGUGCAAGGCGGUGCUCCUGCUCCACCUCUCAAUGGUACGGGCGCCAGCUACGGAGCUCCCAGAAGCUACAACCGCACCGGCAAUGGCGCCGACUUCACCGGAGGCCAAUCUCCCUCGUCAUACCCACCUCGUCGCAAUGGACCAUCUGACGGAGGCCCCCCUCCCCGCCCUGAAGACGGCGAGGAUAUCCAAACUCAAAAUAUCAGCAUACCGGCUGACAUGGUUGGCUGUAUUAUUGGUCGCGGUGGCAGCAAGAUCAGCGAGAUUCGCAAGAGCUCCGGCGCCCGCAUCUCUAUCGCCAAAGCUCCGCAUGACGAGACCGGCGAGCGCAUGUUCACCAUUACUGGCGGUCCCGCUGCCAAUGAGAAGGCCCUCUAUCUUCUCUAUGAGAACUUGGAAGCCGAGAAGAUGCGUCGGAGUCAGAUCCCAGAAGCCACGGCAUAG
Pseudocercospora fijiensis CIRAD86 is the source of this 1331-nucleotide messenger RNA. RefSeq lists its product as uncharacterized. Lineage: Eukaryota; Fungi; Ascomycota; Dothideomycetes; Mycosphaerellales; Mycosphaerellaceae. Bases 249 to 1331 code for a protein of 360 amino acids. The transcript is spliced from 3 exons. Gene Ontology annotation, molecular function: mRNA 3'-UTR AU-rich region binding. Gene Ontology annotation, cellular component: cytoplasm; nucleus. The record is from RefSeq and is a predicted model, not a curated record. Gene Ontology annotation, biological process: 3'-UTR-mediated mRNA stabilization.